This is a messenger RNA of Zychaea mexicana, 305 nucleotides long. RefSeq lists its product as uncharacterized. The record is from RefSeq and is a predicted model, not a curated record. The transcript has a single exon. Bases 83 to 265 code for a protein of 60 amino acids. Lineage: Eukaryota; Fungi; Mucoromycota; Mucoromycetes; Mucorales; Lichtheimiaceae.
GACCCGACUACCACUCUAAAAAAAAUCAAAGUUGCCACUGUUUGGUCAAGUCGUCUACGAGAACAAAGGUGCUGUUCUAUCUAUGUUUGCGGAUCUGCUCAAGACAACAUCAAUCGAAUCCUUGCACUUGACAGACUCCCAGAGCCUACCUCACUGGUUCCCUUUCUGCACUCGGCGAUUUGCCAUCUCUAACCGAGUUCCGCGUCACGCAUCAUCUCAUAUCAGAGCGCUUAAACAACGCGGGCUGUGUGCAACUUUUGCGUAAAAGCACUAGUAUCAAGCUUGUUGAGAUACUUCGACCAUCA